This is a messenger RNA of Agrilus planipennis (emerald ash borer), 2416 nucleotides long. RefSeq names its product heparan-alpha-glucosaminide N-acetyltransferase. Bases 265 to 1989 code for a protein of 574 amino acids. The transcript is spliced from 8 exons. The record is from RefSeq and is a predicted model, not a curated record. Lineage: Eukaryota; Metazoa; Arthropoda; Insecta; Coleoptera; Buprestidae.
AUGACUCAUUUUUCACGUGAUAAUAAAGUAAUUUUAUAAACAGAAAGUCCAAAACUUGUACAUCAGAAAAGAAACGGUUGGCCCUGCGUUUUAUAAAGUUUUUGGUUUUUUAUACAUUUUUUGCGCCGCAGCUACUGCUAGCCUGUUUGAAAUAAUGUGACAAAUUUAUAAUAAAUCCUGCAUAUAUAAUAGUAAAUUAAUUGUGGAUUUAGUUUCCUGUGUUUUCCCCAAGUAAAGUGCAUUCUACCAGGCAAUAUUUAAAUAAUGUUGUUUGAUAAUCAAAAUAAAUGUGCCUCAUCUAAACCCGAGCUGUCGUAUGAUGAGGCUUGUCUGGAUGUAAACAACUUCUUGUCCCAAAAUAUCGAAAUAUUUGGCCAAUAUGCAGAGUGCACCAAGUGUGAUUUCCAAAAAUUGGCAGAAGUAUUUCCAAACAGUACAGCUAAUAUUCUUGUGAAUACCAAAUAUCCUAUGCUUACUGCUUUUAAAGUCAACAAUACUCUUAAUUGUGUAUCUUCCAAUUUGUACUAUGAGCAUUAUCGAUAUGAGUGGAAUGUAACUGAUUUAAAUACUUGUGGAAUUAAGAUAAAAGUACCUGCAGACAAUGCCUAUUUGCCUGUUUUAACUGCUAUGAUAAUCCUUUUCCUUUUUGGAACAAUUUGGUAUAUGAUUAAAUGCAUUUAUAAAUGCACUAAACAUUUAAGUUUGGUCAGGAGAUAUGUUCCUUGGUCAACUGAAAUUCAAACGGAUUUGGGUACCCCUCGUAAUGAUGGAAUGCCCUUAGUUGUCGAGCGUUUGCCCCCUCCUGUUAAAAAACACCCAUACAGAGUCAAAUCUAUAGAUGUGUUCAGGGGACUUUCUAUAAUUCUUAUGAUAUUUGUAAAUUAUGGUGGAGGAAAGUAUUCUUUUUUCGAACAUUCACCCUGGAAUGGGCUUACUGUUGCUGAUCUUGUGUUUCCCUGGUUUUUAUGGAUAAUGGGCGUUUCAAUGAUGAUAUCAAUGGAUAAAAAGUUAAGAGAAGGAGCCCCUUGCAGACAAUUGUUUAAUAAUAUAUGUUGGCGAUCGUUAAUAUUAAUAUUGAUAGGUUUAGUUCUAAAUUCUCAUGGCAGAAAUGUUCCUAUUUCACAGCUCAGAUUUCCUGGCGUUUUACAAAGAAUUGGUGUUACAUACUUUAUAGUUGCUUCUUUGGAAUUGUGUACUUGUAAAAGAACUUCUGCUGAGUUUGGAAGAUUAUGGAUUGUUCAAGAUCUAUUGGUAUCCUGGCAUCAUUGGCUUGUAAUGAUUGCUUUUGUUAUCAUUCAUACAAGCAUUACUUUUGCUUUGAACGUACCAGGAUGUGGUAAGGGUUAUUUGGGUCCUGGUGGAUUGGAUCAGCACGGAAAAUACUUUAACUGUACUGGGGGAGCUGCAGGGUACUUGGAUAGACUAUUCUUUGGGAAUCAUAUGUAUCAUACUCCCACAUGUCAUAAGCUUUAUGAAACUGUUCAGUAUUUUGAUCCUGAAGGAAUUUUGGGGACUUUAACAGCAACACUGACAGUGUAUUUAGGAGCACACGCAGGCCGAAUCUUACUUGCAUACAAUGGAUUUAAGGAAAGAGUUAUUCGAUGGUGUAUUUGGGGCAUACUAACAGGACUCAUGGGUGGAUGGCUGUCCAAUUUUUCGAAAAACGACGGUGUUAUACCAGUUAACAAGAAUCUUUGGUCUCUCUCGUUUGUUUUAGUUACAGCCUCCUUUGCUUUCUUUUUAGAAGCUUUUCUUUUCGUUGUUGUCGACGUGACACGUAAAUGGGGCGGACGCCCCUUCUUUUAUCCAGGAAUGAACGCACUUAUUCUGUAUAUAGGGCACGUUGUAUUUAAAAAUACGUUCCCUUUCUCUUGGAUUCCCACUGUAGCAACGCACGGGGCUUAUUUGGGCAUGAACCUGUGGGGCACUGCGCUUUGGGUCGUCGUUGCUAUCGUUAUGUACAAGAGAAAUAUUUUUGUGUCAGUUUAAUAACUUUUAUCGAGAAGAAAUAUGAAUCAAUAUUAACAUUGAAUAAAUGUAUUAAUGUAAAACCUACUGCUGUUCUGUUGUAAUUCGAAUUUACUAUGUACGUAUGGAAUUCACGCAUUUUUGGUUAUUUGUAAAAUUUGAUAUUGGUCUUUUGCUAUAGAUACUUUAUUAUAUUGUAAAAUCCAGGUAUUCUAUGUAAUGCUUAAUUAAAUAACCAAUGAAGUUUGGAAACUGGUUGCAUAUAAGGGGUUAUUUUUAGUAUUUUUUAUCCAUAUUUAUAUACUGUAAUAAUUACAUUUACUUUAGUUUUAUUUUGUUCAAUUGUAAUGUUUCUUAAUUACUCUAAUUAUUUUAGUUAACAUAUUUGGUGAUAUAUUCACAAAACGUUUGAUUGUUUAAUUUAGUGUCAAUAUAUAUCUGUAGGGUU